This is a messenger RNA of Elaeis guineensis (African oil palm), 1243 nucleotides long. RefSeq lists its product as uncharacterized. Gene Ontology annotation, cellular component: plasma membrane. Gene Ontology annotation, biological process: defense response to other organism. NCBI's taxonomy places the organism in Eukaryota, Viridiplantae, Streptophyta, Magnoliopsida, Arecales, Arecaceae. The record is from RefSeq and is a predicted model, not a curated record.
CCUCCUAGCUUUCCACCUUCCUCAUUCUUCUCUUCUCUUCUCCCACCUAUACAACCUUACAUCCAUCCAUCCACCACCACCUUCUUCCCCUCCUGAUCAAUCCUCCCUUCUUCUCUACAUCAUGUCACUCCAAGACUCCAAACCAAGGAAAAUAGACCGCAAGCGACCAUCCAGGCAAAUAGAUGACCAGGAAGACAACCUCCAAUCCAUGCAACAACAACAACUCCCCAGGCAAAGACAAAGCCAAUUAGAACCCUACUCCAGACCAAUACGAAAAGACCGCUUCCCAUCCUCGCAAACAGGUGACCAGCAACACUACCUCGAACCCACGCAGCAACAACGACAGCGCAUGCAGCUACCGACCCUUCAAAUAUCCAUGCAAGGUGAUGAUGACCAGCAAGACAACAACCUCCAACCCAUGCAGCAAUGGCAACAGCCCACGCAAAGAGAGAGAGGAUCAAGUCAUGCACAGCCACCGUAUGAGGCCAGGCGCUGGCAACACAAGAACAGCGGCCUCAGCCCUAAAGAUCUGGCCGUGUGGUUCGUCGGGGCCUGCUGCGCCCUCAUGUGGACCAUCGUCAUCCUCGGCGGCGUCGUCGUCCUCAUAGUUUACCUCGUCUUCCGCCCCAAGAGCCCACUCCUCGACAUCCAGAGCGCCACCCUCAACGCCGCCUACCUCGACACCGGCACCCUCCUCAACGCCGACAUCACCAUUCUCGCCAACUUCUCGAAUCCGAACCGCAAGGUGCACGUGGCCUUCAGCUACGUGCAGGUGGACCUCUACUUCAUGGACACGAUGAUCGCAACGCAGGCAGUGGAGCCGUUCGCCGAGCGGCCGGGGGAAUCGGCGCUGAAGAGUUUGCACGUGAUAGCGAGCGAGGUGCCGCUGCCGCGAAAGGCCGCGGAGGAGUGGCAGCGGGGGACGUCGGAGGAGGGGGUGGCGCUGGAGGUGACGGGGAGGUUCAGGACGCGGUCGGACUUGGGCAAGUGGCUCCACUUCACCUACUGGCUCUAUGGGCACUGUACCAUCGUCAUCGGCGCGCCCCCCACUGGAGUGCUGCUAUCCAGCCGGUGUAGGACCAAACGCUGACAACAAUUCAUUUGAUGGCUAUAUAAAUUGGCGCUUUAUUUAGUCUCUUUUUUUUUUUCUAAUCUUUGUUUUGCUCACUUGUGAGUACAGCCAGGUAGAUGGUUUCCUGGUAUCCAAUUGGAAUGGAUAAUAGAAUUUUUGGACUUGCUUAAA